GCACACUGCUGGCUCAUGUUCAGUGGCUGCCAACCAGCACCCCCAGGUCCUUCUCUGCCGGGCAGUUUCCCGGCUACGCUUCGGGGUCCCCGCUGCCCCGCUGGGGCCCAGGCCGCGGCCCCCGAAAACCCCGGCGGCUCAGCCCCGGCGGGGAAAGCGGGUGCAGCCGCCCCGCACCCCCGCCGCGGCAAGGGGCGGGCGGCCCAGCACCGCCUCCCGGGAUUCCCCGGGGCGGGGCUCGGUGGCGUCACCGUCCGCGCGCGUCAGGCGGCCGGUGCCGGAAGCGCGGGGCGGAAGGCGGGAGCUGCCCGGCAGCGGGGCGGAGGGGCCAUGGCGGCGGGGUACCAGUACAGGCCCACCGGCGGCGGCGGCGGCGCCCUGCCGGACCCCGCCUUCCUGUGGAACGUCUUCCAGAGGGUUGAUAAAGAUAGGAGUGGAAUAAUAUCUGACAAUGAACUUCAGCAGGCAUUAUCCAAUGGCACGUGGACUCCAUUUAAUCCAGCAACAGUCAGGUCAAUCCUUGGAAUGUUUGACAGAGAAAACAAAGGUGGUGUGAACUUCAACGAAUUCACAGGAGUCUGGAAGUACAUCUCAGACUGGCAGAAUGUCUUUCGCACGUAUGACAGAGACAAUUCUGGAAUGAUUGACAAAAAUGAACUAAAGCAAGCACUAACAGGUUUUGGUUACCGACUGUCUGAUCAAUUCUACGAUAUCCUUAUUCGGAAAUUUGACAGACAAGCAAGAGGACAAGUUGCUUUUGAUGACUUUAUUCAGUGCUGUGUUGUUUUACAGAGGCUGACUGAUGUGUUCCGACGAUAUGACACUGAUCAAGAUGGCUGGAUUCAAGUGUCCUACGAGCAGUAUCUUUCCAUGGUCUUCAGCAUCGUAUGACACUGAUAACUGGGGACUGCACGCUGGCAUCACACAGACUGGAAUUGCCAAAUCGUCAUGUACUGAAACAAGAUUAUUGAUGUAUUAUAAUGGAUGUAACUUCACAUUCUUAAAUUUUGUAUAUUGGCCAUCACCUUCAGAACCUGUACUCAAGUUGGUUGUUUUUUUUGUAGGACCGUAUGAUAUGACCAUCUCUGCUUACUCUAGUACAGAAAGCACAGAAUCUAGAUUUAACUGGUGCAAUGUCAAACUUGACCCUCGUUCACAUAUCCUGCACGCCAAAUUAAAAUAAUGCUUGUUAGUUUAUAAGAGAAAGUCAGAAGUUGCACAACAUGUUUUGCAUGUGCCUUACUUUUGUAAGAGAUUAAUGUAUUAAUUUUUAAUACAGAACUUAAAAUUAAGUAAAAAUAUUAGAUCAA
Phalacrocorax carbo (great cormorant) is the source of this 1310-nucleotide messenger RNA. Lineage: Eukaryota; Metazoa; Chordata; Aves; Suliformes; Phalacrocoracidae. The record is from RefSeq and is a predicted model, not a curated record.